Molecule: messenger RNA, 1519 nt
Organism: Harmonia axyridis
Lineage: Eukaryota; Metazoa; Arthropoda; Insecta; Coleoptera; Coccinellidae
Exons: 2
Coding region: 32-1306 (424 amino acids)
Source: RefSeq, a predicted model, not a curated record
AAUACUUUCCACAGAACAGUAUGAACAGAAAAUGAACCAGCUUCUACAAGACUCGUCAGUUUACAAACAAUUAAGGAGAGACCCUACCAAUGAAUUUCAAUGUAAAAACAACAAAAUUGUCAAACAACUGAAAGACAAAGGUUUUAUUGAUGCUUCCAUGGCCAGAAAAUUAACCACCUAUAAAGCGAUUCCACCAAGAAUAUAUGGACUUCCUAAAGUACACAAAGCAGACAUCCCAUUGAGGCCCAUCGUCUCCACAAUUGGCUCAGCGUCAGUUGAACUCAGUCAAUUUAUGACACAGAUUCUCACAGAAGCAUUCUCAGAUUUCCAUGAUUAUACCAUAGCUGACUCUUUCCAAUUUGCUUCCAAAAUUAAUAACUUUAUAUUACCCCAAGGGUAUAAACUCAUUUCCUUAGAUGCUGUCAGUUUAUUCACGAAUAUUUCACUAGAGCUAGUUAUACAAAUUAUCCAGCAAGAAUGGUCCAGAGUAAGUCAGGUCACAACCAUAGAUAUAUCACUUUUUCUAAUAAUCAUAAAGUUUUUGUUUGAGUCCAGCUAUUUUGUUUUCAAGGGUUCCUUCAUUUCACAAAUCUUUGGCUGUGCAAUGGGGAGUAAAAUCAGUCCCAUUUUGGCUAAUAUAGUCAUGUCAGUGCUUUUGAAAUAUUGCAUUCCUCUACUGCCCUUCCAGGUGCCGAUUACCUAUCAAUAUGUUGAUGACCUUCUCCUUGCAAUUCCCGAAGACAGGACUGCUACGACUUUGGCAGUUUUCAAUAACUACGACCCAUACAUUAAGUUUACUGCAGAAGAAGAAACUGAAAAUGGUGUCCCAUUCCUUGACACCAAAGCUAUCAGAUGUGCAGGUAACAUUGUAAAAUUGGAUUGGUACCAAAAACCGACCUCUUCAGGUCGUUAUAUACAUUAUAGUUCCAACCAUUCUUGGGCUAUGAAAACUAACUUAAUUAAAGGUAUGUUUCGUAGAAUUAAGAAAAUCUGCCAUCCAGACUUUCUUCAUAACAGUGAAGAAAAGUUGCUUAAGAUCUUUGAGAACAAUGGUUACCCUAGGAUGUUUUUGAACAGAUGUCUGCAUUCUCUAACUUCUGACCAAGUCGACGAGGUCCCACAAAUAAGAACAUCGACAUUAGUCGAACCUGCCACACAUGACAAAUAUGUAAGCCUGCCCCUCAUUCCACCAUUAACAGCCAAACUAAAGAUAGGAUCCACACCAUGUCUAGAUCUGACGUGGUUUAUCGCAUUCCAUGUGAGAACUGUGAGUCUGUGUAUGUUGGACAGACAUCACAAUGUUUAAAAAGACGUAUCUCAAUACAUAAGAGUGACGCCAGAUUACGACCUGAUAGAUGUGCAUUAGCUAGCCAUUCGUCCUCUCUAGACCACCAUUUUAAGUUUGAUGAAGUUGAAAUAUUAUGUACCAAUUCUAACUAUAAUAAAAGAAGUUUCCUUGAAAUGUGUUUUAUAAAUGAAAAUGAAAAUAAUAUAAAUAAGAAGACUGACUUGAAGAAUU